Paecilomyces variotii is the source of this 847-nucleotide messenger RNA. Its product is annotated as putative AP-2 adaptor complex subunit sigma. Gene Ontology annotation, cellular component: intracellular membrane-bounded organelle; AP-2 adaptor complex. Bases 220 to 657 code for a protein of 145 amino acids. The transcript is spliced from 5 exons. Lineage: Eukaryota; Fungi; Ascomycota; Eurotiomycetes; Eurotiales; Thermoascaceae. Gene Ontology annotation, biological process: clathrin-dependent endocytosis; protein transport. The record is from RefSeq and is a predicted model, not a curated record. Gene Ontology annotation, molecular function: clathrin-cargo adaptor activity.
UAACUACAUAGUUAACCCGGUGGACUAAUACCAUAAGCGGUCGGAUCACAUGCGAGGCGGUGAGACGCGGCAAUAUCGGAUCUGGCCAUGAUCUCUCCGAAGCGUUGCGGAGUGCAAGAACCAGCGAAGCUUCAAGAGCUAUCGCGAUCUCUGCUUUUUCUUUAAAAGACCCACCAAAUCCGGGAUCUUCGCGGAUCCCGUAGGAUCUAUUCGGGCGGGAUGGUGCUCUCUUUUAUUCUGAUACAGAACCGCCAAGGCAAGACGCGCCUGGCGAAGUGGUAUGCGUCUUACACAGAUGAAGAGAAAGUGAAACUGAAAGGCGAGGUCCAUCGCCUCGUCGCACCUAGAGACCAGAAAUACCAGUCCAACUUCGUGGAGUUCAAGCGCAGCACAAAGAUUGUUUAUCGGCGGUAUGCGGGUCUGUUCUUUUGUGUAUGCGUCGAUGCAAACGACAACGAGCUGGCAUAUCUUGAGGCGAUACAUUUCUUCGUGGAGGUGCUCGAUCAGUUCUUUGGAAACGUGUGCGAGCUGGAUUUAGUCUUCAACUUCUACAAGGUCUAUGCUAUUCUUGACGAAGUCUUCCUUGCUGGCGAAAUUGAAGAGACAAGCAAGCAAGUCGUGUUAACCAGGCUCGAGCACUUGGAUAAGUUGGAGUGAAGUCAGGUAGAGGUUGGGAGCUUUCUGCACCACCGGGCGUCUUGCUAGUUCUUAUGCAUUUUGUGGAUAUCCCAUUUUCUGGAGUUGGAGGAUUAUUGCCGUUAUUAUGAUAUCACUAUAAGUGUAUUCGAGCACCACUGCAUAUAUUCGAUGCUUUUCUCUUUCGGGAUCAUGUCUUCUCCUUUAGCCU